UUCGUGUCCACGAAUUACAGUAUCAUUAUAAUAUUUCAUUAGAAUAACAUGGCAAAAUAUAUUAGUUUUACUUUAAUUUUAUUGACAUCGUUGUGCUUUGUCUCUACAUGGAAAAUAUUCCCGUUGGACAAUCCAGAUCCUAUAAAAACGCCAGAGGCAGCUAAAUCGCCAUCUUCUUAUACAACUUGGAAAGCAACAUCUACAACAGUGUUGCCAGUUUUAAAAACUAAUUUGGGAUCAACUGAAUCAGUAACUUCGAAAUUUUCAUUUAAAUUGUUGGAGUCUGUAUCACCUGACAAAUCGAGGAUAUCAGCAUCAGAAAAUUCCAUAUCAGUUCCAGUCUCAACUGGGAAUAGAUUGGGAACAGUGACAAAGCCUUCAAGAGAUCUUCAGCCACCAAAGGAGGAUACGAGUGAAACACAAGGGAAAGGAAUUUAGCAACAUUAUGUUUUAUAUGUGUAUUUGCU
Molecule: messenger RNA, 467 nt
Organism: Achroia grisella
Lineage: Eukaryota; Metazoa; Arthropoda; Insecta; Lepidoptera; Pyralidae
Exons: 2
Coding region: 49-438 (129 amino acids)
Source: RefSeq, a predicted model, not a curated record